AGCUCGCCGCUUUCUUUAACAGUAAUGGACAUAAGAAAUCUAUUCCAAUCCCUCCCAUGGGCGUAUUCAGCCCCAGCUUUAUCUCACAUGCGCAUCAGACCCAAGGAAAGCUCCGAAAAUGCGUGUAUGAUCCAAUUCUUCACUUGGGAAGCUCGGCAUCCUGUUAUGAGCUGGUGGAAACACUUCCAAUCUGAGGUUGCAUCUUUAAGAGACAUGGGCAUCACUCAAGUAUGGCUGCCGCCCCCUCAUAAGGCCACCCGAAAGACUGGUCAAGGAUACGAUGCCUACGACCUUUGGGAUCUAGGCGAAUUUGAUCAGAAAGGCACAGUAGCUACAAGGUGGGGAACCCGCGAGGAACUUCUGGACGCCUGCAAGACCGCGAAGGAACACCAGCUUCUUAUUUUGAUAGAUGCAGUACUCAAUCAUAAAAUGGGUGCGGACCGCCGAGAAUCGUUUCCAGCAGUCCCCGUGGACCCCACCGAUCGCACAAAGGAAAUAGGAAAAGAAAGAGUCAUACAGGCAUGGACAGCGUACGACUUCACAGGUAGAAUGGGAAAGUAUAGCGACUUGCGCUGGACGCAAGAACACUUUACUGGCAUUGACUGGGAUGACUCCUCGAAAAGCAAAGCAAUAUACAAAUUCACUGGCGAAGGGCACCAGGGCUGGUCUAAACAUGUCGACAAGGAGCUUGGAAACUACGAUUACUUACUCGGCGGUGACAUCGAUCAUCGGCAUCCCAAAGUUAAAGAAGACCUUCUCGCGUGGGGGAAGUGGAUUCUCGAGACCACCGGCGCAGGCGGAUACAGGCUUGACGCCAUAAAGCAUAUGGACCGGAGGUUUCUCCUCGACUUUAUCAAGAGUGGGAAAGCAAGGAAUGCUGACCGCGACAUGUUCGCGGUUGCAGAAUAUUGGUCGGGGAAGCAAGUUCUGCGGACGAUCCUACCCUACGUGAGGGCAUUUCGGGGACAGACGACGUUCUUUGAUGUUCCACUACACUUCAAGUUUCACCAAGCAUGCGAACAGGGCCAAGCAUUUGAUCUUCGAACAAUCUUUAAUGAUACUCUUGUUUACUGCAGACCUGGCGAUGCAGUAACCUUUGUAGACAAUCAUGACACGCAAAUUGGACAAAGCUUGGAGAGCUGGGUUGAUGCAAGUUUCAAAGUACAUGCAUAUGCACUCAUCCUUCUUCGCCCCCACGGUCACCCUUGUGCCUUUUACGGUGACAUUUAUCCAAACAAAGAGUGCUAUGAUGCAGCGGUUGCUAGGAAUGUGACGAAGCUGCUCACCGCUAGGAAACUCUAUGCGUAUGGAGAGACUGUUGAUUACUUCCUCCACAAAAACUGUGUCGGCUUCGUGCGCCGAGGGUCAUCUUCUCGUCCGGGAUGCGCUGUGAUAAUCAGCAACGGAACUAUGAAGUCAAGCAAAGCACUAUGCAGUAUUCGGAUGAACAUGGGCUUAGAAUCUGUCACCAAGACUUAUAUACCGCUUCUCGACUCUACCAAUACCCCAGUUCGCAUUGAUUCCAAAGGAUGGGGCGAGUUUUAUACAAAGCCGAAGCAAGUCGAAGUUUGGAUCCAAGAAUGAACUAUAUAAC
This is a messenger RNA of Coniophora puteana RWD-64-598 SS2, 1594 nucleotides long. RefSeq names its product glycoside hydrolase family 13 protein. Gene Ontology annotation, molecular function: calcium ion binding; hydrolase activity, hydrolyzing O-glycosyl compounds. The coding region runs from base 25 to 1584 and encodes 519 amino acids. The transcript is spliced from 19 exons. NCBI's taxonomy places the organism in Eukaryota, Fungi, Basidiomycota, Agaricomycetes, Boletales, Coniophoraceae. The record is from RefSeq and is a predicted model, not a curated record. Gene Ontology annotation, biological process: carbohydrate metabolic process.